AUGCCGACUCAGCGCGAAUUCUCAAUCAGGAUCACGGCGGAGCUAAGGUGGGCUGCAGCAGCCCACACAUUGAUAGGCCGUGACGACCGCGUGGAGAGCCUAAGGCAGAGGUGUUCGCAGCUGUCGUCGAGGCUGUGCGCUGCCGAGGAAGCGUACCGAGCGCUACUCGGCAUGGAUGGCGUUGAUGCAGGGAUUUUGGAGUCCAGCCGCAAAGAUCUGGAGCAGCUGGAAGAGCUCUGCGAUGGGCUACUUGAGGCAGAUCGCAGGCUGGCGCGUGAGGCCAAGCUCAACGCCUUGGACUCAUCGCCCUUGCGCCGUGCGACCCAGCCCGAAUUGUUGGGGCGUCUCCCCACCAUCGAGCUGCCCCGGUUUAGCGGGUGCUUGAGCUCGUGGUUGGGCUUCGAGGCCAUGUUUAAUGGCCUCGUGGACUCCCGCCAGGACCUAGCCCCCACCCAGAAGAUGGCCUAUUUGCUAUCGGCUCUGGAUGGGGAAGCAUUGCAGGUCGUGGCACAUUUGGACUUGGCGCCCACGAACUACACCACCGCACGUCUCCUCCUUCAGAGGAGAUAUGCGAACGUGCGCCGUCUGGCCGACGGGUAUGUGGGCCAAAUUUUAAGCCUCCCCAUGAUAAGGGGAGUGGAGCAGCUGCGCUUCGGACUGGUGAAUCCAGUUGUGGUGGCCACUAAUGGCCUCCGAAAACUGGAUUUACCAGUCGAGGAGUGGAGCUUUUUGUUGCUCCAUAUUGUGUUGUCCCGCCUGCCCUCCGACCUCAAGCUCCGUUUUGAGCAGAGGCACGGAGGGGACGGGGCAUCCUAUUUGCCUGGCUUCCAGGAACUGAUCUCGUUCCUGGAGCAGGAGUGCCGCUUGGCGGAGAACGCCGGAGUGCCCGCUCCGGUUUCUCCUUCAGGCCGUUCAGCCCAAGAAGGGCGUCGGGGUGGGGCGCCCCAGGGAGGCCCCUCCAAGGAGGGACGAGUUGCACCCAGGGGUUCGCCGCCUUCUCCCCGCUUUCGCGUGGCGACAGCGAGCGCGGCUCGCUGCACUUUUUGUAAAGGUCCCGGCCACCGGGUCGGGGCUUGUCCGGAUUUUGCGGCUCUCUCGGUCCGGGCACGACGCUCCAUCGCCAAUGCGCGGAAAUGGUGCUAUUCGUGCCUGGAACCACACUGGCAGCGGGAUUGCGCGAGUAGGCGCCCUUGUCCCCACUGCCAGGGGAACCAUUUGGGGCUUCUGUGCGCCAACCGCAACGGAGAGGCGCCAGAGCGCGAGCGCGAGCUGCCGACAGCUCGACGCGAGGAAGAAUCACCCCCCCGACGGGCGGGGGGGCGCUCUCAUUUGACCGGGGGGCUUAGCUCCCCCCCCCCGUUAUUUUGA
Messenger RNA from Bicyclus anynana (squinting bush brown), 1368 nucleotides. RefSeq lists its product as uncharacterized. The record is from RefSeq and is a predicted model, not a curated record. The transcript has a single exon. The coding region runs from base 1 to 1368 and encodes 455 amino acids. NCBI's taxonomy places the organism in Eukaryota, Metazoa, Arthropoda, Insecta, Lepidoptera, Nymphalidae.